This is a messenger RNA of Debaryomyces tyrocola, 883 nucleotides long. NCBI's taxonomy places the organism in Eukaryota, Fungi, Ascomycota, Pichiomycetes, Serinales, Debaryomycetaceae. The record is from the annotation of a GenBank genome assembly.
AUGAGUAGUAAUCUACCCAUGGAUUCCGUUUCGAAAGCUAAACCCACUGAAGCAUCUUGCGAUGUUAACGCUACAAUUUUUCCCACUUCUGAGAUUGGGCGAUCUGACCAGGUAGUAACACCUACGAGUUUGGAGCAGGAAAAUUCGUACUAUUCGUCGUCUCUGAAGAGGAAUUUAUCCAAAACUGCAGAUGAAACUCCCCUGAAGAGAAUAAAAAAGGCAAACGAUGAAAAAAAUUAUGGGGAAUGUCCGGCGGCAAAUUUAAUGGAGCCAAGUACCAAGACUAGUGAAAUGGAAACACUUUCAGGAAUAAGCAAAUUUCUUCAAAGUAGAAAUAUCGUUGUAGAUAAGGAGUCCAUUGAAGGAUAUCAAGAACUUGAAGAGGUGAAAAUAUCAGCAAAAGCCCAAAUUGACAAGCUAAAAAAUCUUAACACUUUCCAACAAAUCGAUAAUUUUGAUUGGUCCAAAAUUGAAGAAGCGUAUGCCUUUAUCUUCAAUGACUACAUUCGUAUGAUGGAGCUUACUAUUAGAGACCUUGAUCAAUCUAUGAAGGUAAUUAUCUCUUUUUAAAUAUUUUUCCUAUGCAUAUACUAACUGACCGCAGGAGAGACGAGCAUGGCAAGAAAUAAUAUUCACUCUUGAUAGAGAAAGAAGCGCUGAAAGGUAUGUUUAAUUAAAUUGCUAAUUACUUCCUUACAUAGCAAGCAUAUAUUAACUGUUCAGGAUAAAUAAGUCGGAAAGAUGGAUUACAGCAAAAGAAAUGAAUUUCAAUGAUGUGAAACAGGAUUUGGCAAAUUCAGUCAAACUUAUUCAAAAGGAAUUUCUGAAGUUCGAAACUCCUAGAAAGAAAAAGAUACAUUCCCCCUUUGAUGUCAAUAAUUAA